UAAAUACACUUAUGUGCAGCAUAAGUGACUUUAUGGUACAAUGAAAGAUUGUAACUUUUAAUUGUAUUAAGUCUUUUGAUAUCAUGUUUUGUAAAUGUUAGAAAUAUUAGAAAUAUGUAGAAAAUAGUUUUGUACAGUACAUAGGUGCUUAUCUGACUUGAAACUCUUAGGAAUUUUGUAAUUGAUAUGGGGGCGCUACUUCAAGCACAUGUUUUAAUAUGCAGCCUCUUUUUCAAAUAGCUGCCGAAGGAAGAACACGUACAGAAAUUUGCAGACCAUAAAAUAUUUGAUGCAAAUGAUUCAUACAUCAUGUCAGAUGGCACCGUAUUCGUUGCCGUUGUAUCGAUUGCCUCGGCAAAAAUUGCAUUCUUAGUUUAUUGCAGACGUAAAAAACUUCAAAGGUUUGAAAAAAUUGGGACAAUUAAAUCAAUAAACCAGUUUCCUGUUAAAUCUGGUGGUCCAAUACACCUGGACACCGCUAAAUGUACAGUCACUGGAUUACGUUACAACAACAUUACAGACAGACACUGGAUGGUAAUACGACGGGAUAGAGCUUUUUUGUCUGCCCGACAGGAACCAAAAUUAGUUUUGAUCAAACCAUCAUCAGAUGGUAACAAUCUGCUUCUCGAUGCACCAGGGAUGCGAACUUUAGUCUUGCCAAAAUGUCCACCCAUCGACAAAAGUACAAAGUUGAUAAAAUGCAGAAUUUGGGACGAAUAUAUAACUGGGUUAUAUUGUGGAGAGGAUGCGGAUAGUUGGAUAGCUAAAUACCUUGGUUAUGACGGACCUUCGAUAGUUGUUUCUACACCAUCCAUGGAAAAAAGAGAUAGCUCUUUAGUAGUGAAAGAGUUCGGCAAUCCCGCUGUUGAAGGAGAUCUGAGUGCCUUUGCAGACUUUGGUGCUUAUAUGAUAUUAUCACAAGCAUCUUUAGAUGAUCUCAAUACAAGACUAGAGAAGAAAGUUACAAUGACAAGAUUUAGACCAAAUAUUACUAUCGACGGUUGUGGUCCAUACGACGAGGACAACUGGGCAGAAAUGAAAAUAGGCAGUUCAGUGUACAUGAGGUUGUUGGAUUUAUGUGGUAGAUGUAACUUAACAACAGUUGACCCUGCAACGGGAGAAAAAGACGUUAAAAGACAACCCCUAGAGACUUUAAAGUCUUACAGGUGCGUAACGGAAGAUAUUGUUCCGUGUUUUGGCGUGAAUGCAGCUAUUGACAUAGAAGGUGAAAUUAAAGUUGGUGACCCAGUCUAUGUGAUUAGGAAGUAGGAAUGUUACUGCAAAAAAAAAGGAUCACCAUAGAAUACUCCUAGUCUCUUGAUCAAGACUACAAGUAUGCAUUCAGGACAAAAAUAUUGUAACUUCUGAGAAGAACAACAAUAAUGUUUUUUUAAGACACAAAUUAAUAAGCAUUUACAGUCUUCCAUUUUGUAUGUUUUGUCAAUGAAAAAUAAAUAAACAAUAAAAAAAAUCUUUAUUUAGAGUCGACAUGGUUUACAAUCUGGUUUAAUAGCAUAUUAAUUUGACUAACUGGAUAUUGUGGUUAAAUGUAUGUAGAAAUAUUGAAAUUAAAACAUAGCACGACAUAUUAAUACAUAAAUCUUUUUUUUCCGAAAACAGACGUGUUAUAUUUUCGUGUUUUUUUUUUGCCUUCGAAAAAAUUAUUUGGAGUAGGUUUUUUAAAUAAAUUUGAGAUAAGA
Molecule: messenger RNA, 1700 nt
Organism: Mytilus californianus (California mussel)
Lineage: Eukaryota; Metazoa; Mollusca; Bivalvia; Mytilida; Mytilidae
Product: mitochondrial amidoxime-reducing component 1-like
Exons: 8
Coding region: 310-1269 (319 amino acids)
Molecular function (GO): pyridoxal phosphate binding; molybdenum ion binding; catalytic activity
Source: RefSeq, a predicted model, not a curated record